Messenger RNA from Mya arenaria, 3106 nucleotides. RefSeq names its product conserved oligomeric Golgi complex subunit 1-like. NCBI's taxonomy places the organism in Eukaryota, Metazoa, Mollusca, Bivalvia, Myida, Myidae. The record is from RefSeq and is a predicted model, not a curated record. Gene Ontology annotation, biological process: intra-Golgi vesicle-mediated transport. Bases 25 to 2922 code for a protein of 965 amino acids. Gene Ontology annotation, cellular component: Golgi apparatus; COG complex. The transcript is spliced from 28 exons.
UUCGAGAAAAUAACGGCUGCCAACAUGUCAACAGACGGAAAAAGUCUGCCCCUGGCAGAGAUGGACACAAACCUGAUGUUUGAGCAACACACGGUGGAGGAAAUCCGGGGCAUAGAGAAGAGGACCAGGGCUGACAUUGAAAGAAAGAAGGAAGAUCUAAGGACAAUGGUUGGGGAGAGAUACCGUGACUUGAUAGAGGCAGCUGACACAAUUGCGGAUAUGAAAAACAGUGCUCUCAAUGUGAUGUCUACAAUUGGUCGUAUAGAAGGCCUGUGUGCGGACCUGCGUUCAGCCCAGCUGGCCCCUAACUCUGGGGGCCCGGCACGGAAGAAACAGGAGCUGGACAACAGGCGUAAAGAGGAAGCAAGGUUCCAUGAGGUGUCAGCCCAGAUUAAAUUGCUGCUUGAUAUCCCGGAAAAGGUGUGGACAUUCCUCGAUGGGCAGGAUUUCCUGUCAGCCAGUCGCCUGUAUCUGCUGGCCCAGCACAUCAACACCAGCCUGCACCUUCACUCCCAGGGCACUCCAAACUUCCUGUAUUGGUUCCCCGUACUAAACAGACAGUGGGCGGCCAUCUCACACUUCAAGUUCACCAUUCUCCAGGGUUGCAGACAGCUCAUCAAGGAGGCAGCUGUCACAGACCAGAAAGUAGCAGAAAGCCUGUGUGUCAUCCUCCUGCUGGAAAACUCAAACCCUCGACAAGUCUUCAAUGAAUUUCUUCUCGCUAGAACAUCAGCGAUCCAGGGCGUGUUGAGCUCGGGUACGGAGAGCACGAAGGAGCUGGUGUGCUCCGUGGUCCACCUCAUUACCACCACAGUACACCAGAUAUACUCCGUCUUCUACACGCCACAGGACGACCAGAAUGAUGACACAAACCUAUUACUGAAGGUCCUUUCCAGAGUCACAUCAGAGAAACAAUGUGACACAGGUCUCAUGGAUCUCCACAGCUCCGUAUCCUCCAGAUGUCUCCCAAAAUCUAUCAAGGAGUUUUGUCCGAGCCACAAGUCUGUCACCGUAGGUGUGUCCCAAUCUCAUCUCCAUGACAACUGCACACAGUGGAUACAGACAUGUAGCUGUGAUGUGCAGUCUGGUGUGGGAAAGCUUCUACACUUUGUCAACACCGUCAAACAUCUUGCCACUAUUCGCAACACUGUCUGGGAUAUCAUGGCACAGGAUGAGAGCCUGGAGCAUUGGGAGGAGGUUUGCCAGCAAGUGUUGAACGGACCCCUCCACAUUUGGCAUGACUUGCUAAGGCCAUUGUUUGUUGACAGAGUUAAGGCCCUGAUCCAGUAUCAGCUGAAUGCCACUGUGGAACUGACCCAGAGACAGGUCAGCAAGGUCAUUAUAGAGAUGGACAAUCCCCACUCCAGCCCACUGGUGUCAGAGAUUGACCUGGGCUCUUAUGUGUGGUCAGAGAGCCCCGGGGACAUCGCGCCCCACACAGCCUGGAGCCCUGCAGGCACCCGGUCACUCGUAGAGAGUGGGGGCCUCAUGAUGAAAGCCAAGGCUUACACACCCAUUGUGCAGAGUUUCUGCAAAAACUUUGAUGAGAAGUUGAAGAGCGUGAGUGAGGACUACAAGUUCUACAUGUUCUUGGACCCCGAGGGGUUCAUUGUUCCCUUGGAGACGAAGCCCUUCAACCGAUGGGCAGACUCCGCCAGCCUCCUCACUUUUAUACAGACCUCCUGUGUUGCCAGUGUCAACAGCCUGUUGGAGUUUCUGGGUAAGAUGAGAGAUGAGUGCCAGUCUGCCCUCACCACCUCAGAACAACGCCUCAGCAACAUAGGAAACAAGUUGUUGUUGUCUGGGCGACUGUGUGCAGCCAUGUGUGACCUGACCCCGCACCUCCAGCAGUCCAUGCUGGGUAGGGAGCAGAUUGCCAGGGCAGAUGGAGCCAGGUCAGUGUUGAAGAAGUCUAGCAGUGGGCGACUCACUGCAGGGCGGCAAGAGGUCAAUUCUGCCUGGGAAGAAGUGAAGGCUCAGCUCACAACUGUCCAACACUCUGCUUACAGAUUGUGGAUAGACCACCUAGUGAAGAUAACCCUGGCGAGUUUCUGUGUAGCAGUAAAUUCCAGCUCGCCUGCUGAUACCAUCAAAACAUGCUCUCGUUGGGAGGAGGUUUCCAUUGAGGAGGAGACAGAGGAAGGGAGGAAGAUCAUGUCCAAAAUUGCUGUACCCAUGCAGGCGUCCUGGUAUUUGAUGUCAGCGCUGUAUGGUUUGUGCUGUGACCUGAACAAUAUUGGAGGACAUGCUCUCGCAAGGAGUGUGUUGGAGCAUUUGGUGGUGAGUGUGUCAGAUGGACUGGUAUCGGCCUAUUGUGGUGUGGUGACGCAGUCUGGCCCUGCCCUCCCCCAACAGCGCGCACUACAGCUCCUGUUUGACGUCCGCUUUCUCCGUCUUAUCAUUCCCAGGAAGGACGACACUAAGGAAAGUCGGGAGUAUGUCCGUCAGCUGGAGGUUGUGAUAUCGGGGCUGGAGGAGCAGGUAGACCCGUUUGACCUCGACGUCUUCUCCCCCUACAUGCAGGCUAACCUCCACAAACUCCUUACCAGAUCUGCAGUGUUACUGGGUGGGUUGACCAGCCUGGACCGUAUGGGUGUGUACGGGGUGACGUCACGGCCAACCGCGGGGCCCCAGCAGGAGCAACACAAUGUGCUGCUGUUGUCAACAUGUCAUAGCCGUUUCUCCCUGCUUCCCCUCUCCACCCAGCAGUCCCGCCUCCCGCCGCCACAACCCGUCAUCUCCCAGACACUUUAUAGGGGUGUUGAGAGCGGAUCCAGUCUGGUGGAGACAGCAGCAGCAGUCAUCCCACAGCACUCCCAGACCAAGGUUGGAACCAGCUCAUCAUUCUACGACAAACUUGGCACAGGCCUCGGAUCAAUGACUGAGAUCUCCAGCUGGUUUUCCUCUAAGGGGUCAAAAUAGUAGUGAAAAUUCUGGUCAGUGUGAGGGCUUUGAAUUGACUGAUGUGUGUGUGGGUAGAUCAGUCGCAGACCGGACAUAUUGCCCUCAUUGGUGAAUGAAACUGUGAUUGUUUUUCUGAACAGAAAUGUUUAUAUAAAUAUGGGAUGAAUGUUAUGGGCUAUUUAUUAAAUUGAUGUAAAUUAAA